ACCACCAAAAUAUUUGUACUCAGCGAACUCAGCGCAGCAAUACGCCAAAUACAACGGCAACGACAACAUCCAGCGACACGACUCAGACCGUAAGAACAAGCGCAAGCAUUUACUGCAUAUAAGUUCGGAGACAUAAUAUGCAAAGGAUGCGAUAGCGAUACGAUACAUUACAAUACUUUUAAUCAUUACUUACAAUUAAUCUGCUUUUGCGCCAGCCUUCUACUUGGAGUUUUCUUCUCUUCGCCUGGGCCAAAGCGAAAGCUACCUACGGAGUAUUGAAAAUUCAAGUCAAGGUUCCCACCUUGCCCCUCGUGCUUUAUGAAUCCUCAAGCAGCAUCUCCAGCCGACCAGACACAAACCAGACCCCAACUCAAGACUCCUCAUAUACUACAGUCGCGAGAGUUAGGCGAGCAGGGAGCGCCUCAGUCUCAAUAUGUUCAAGCCAUAGCAUUGAAACCGGCACCAGUAGCCAAGUCGUGGGCGCAUUUUGUUGCUGGAGGGUGAGUUUUGCUUGAUUGUGACUUUCUUUCUUCUUUCCCGCAAUAUACCACAUCCUCAAAACAUGCUAAUAAAUUAUCCUCUGUAGAAUAGGAGGAAUGACUGCAGCAGCCGUAACCGCUCCCCUUGAUGUCCUGAAAACUCGACUGCAAUCCGAUUUCUACCAGCAACAACUCUCCCAAUCGCGCCUCGCAAAAGGCAUAUCCCCACACGCGCACCUCUCAGCCUUCAGAUCCGGCAUCCUCCAUUUCCGAGAGACUUUCCAGAUUCUAGGCUCCGUCCAUCGCGUAGAAGGCUUCCGCGCACUCUUCAAAGGACUCGGACCAAAUCUCGUCGGCGUCGUUCCAGCGAGGAGUAUAAAUUUCUUCGUGGUAGGAAAUGGGAAACGGAUAAUUGCAGAUUACGGGAACAAUGGGAAGGAGAGUGCUUGGGUUGUGUUAUGCGCAGCAUCUCUGGCUGGGAUUGUGACCUCGACCGUUACGAAUCCGAUUUGGAUGAUCAAAACGAGGUUACAACUGGAUAAAAAUGUGGUGGAAGAGGCUGGAGGUACGGCGAAAAGGGUCUACAAGAAUAGUUGGGAUUGUAUCAAGCAGGUCGUGCGAAAAGAGGGGAUCCGUGGUUUAUACAAGGGCAUGAGUGCUAGUUACCUGGGAGCAUCGGAAACUGCUUUGCAUUGGGUGCUGUAUGAGCAGAUGAAGACAUCACUAGCCAAGCGCGAGGCAAAGCUCCUUGAAAGUGGGCGACAGAGAACUCUCUGGGAUAAUAUCGUCGACUGGACCGGCAGUACUGGUGCAGCGGGUGGUGCAAAACUGGUCGCGGCUUUGGUCACUUAUCCACAUGAAGUAGGUCAACUCCUUCCCCAUAUUCGUGGCCUACUAACGUUUUUCUAGGUUGCUCGAACCCGUCUCCGUCAAGGGCCUAAGGCAAACGGAAAACUGAAAUACACAGGCCUUCUCCAAUGCUUCAAGCUGGUAUGGAAAGAAGAAGGCAUGGUAGCAAUGUACGGAGGCUUAACCCCUCACCUAUUACGAACAGUGCCCAGCGCGGCAAUCAUGUUUGGGAUGUAUGAAGGCAUAUUGAAGUUACUACAUGCUGAGCGGUGACGAAAACGCUUUUCAUGACGACUGGGUGUAAACGGGGGUAAAGUAAACAUGAUCAUAAACACGAUCAUGGACGAGGGAAAGAACUGCAAGGAACGUUACGUGUACAAUAUCUGCAUACUAUGUGAAAAAAGAAGGGAUUUGGGCGGAGGACGGGA
Molecule: messenger RNA, 1756 nt
Organism: Hymenoscyphus albidus
Lineage: Eukaryota; Fungi; Ascomycota; Leotiomycetes; Helotiales; Helotiaceae
Source: the annotation of a GenBank genome assembly